ACUGGUUUGGUAUCAUCUCGUCUUUUUCACGGUCAUCGUAUCUCGACGAAGCUCUGGCCAUUGCCACCAUCGGACUUUGGUUCAAAAUUCUAAAUCUCACAGCCCGUUCCACUCCGACCAACCCUUUACUUCUAGACUUCGUUCUUUUAGAAAUUUCAACCCAGAAGUAAGUAUUUUUGAUAAAUUAAGUUCACUCCAUUUCAAAUGCCAAAGCCCGAAGCUGCUACUGAUUCUCAAUUGGCCACAGACAAUGACGCUACCAAUCUCUCUCGGACUUUUAGAUACUUAAUGGCUACCCAAUUCUUGUCAAGAGGCAUUCCUUUCAUUUUCAAUUUGUGGAUCGUUAGGCAUCUUACGGAAGAGGAUUAUGCGGUUUAUGCAGUACAAUUUCAUCUCUUUGUUACAUGUGUUCUGUUUCUUAGCCGAGAGGGAUUCCGACGAGCAUGCAUGCGAGCAGAGCUAAGUGACAGCACAUCUGUUGAGGAAAAUUCUAGGAGGCUACUUAAAGUAGCUUGGUUAAGUUUCCCACUUGGAUUGUUUAUUACUCUCGCUGCGUGUAAUCUGGUUCUUUGGUGGCGAAACAUUCCCUUGUCUAAUCCAUAUGCACAAGCCAUUUUAAUUAAUGGAUGUGCAUGUAUUUUGGAGUUGUUGGCAGAACCUUUGUACAUUCUUUCUCAAACCUUACUCCUUCUUAAAUUACGACUUCUAGUUGAAACUAUGGCUACAUUUUCACGCUGCAUGACAAUGUACAUCCUCCUAGUGAGGGGGAGUAACAUGGAGAAAGGAAUUAUAUUUGCUUUAUCACAAUCUGCAUAUGGUGCUUGCUUAUUCUUAGGAUAUUGGGUCUACUUCCUUAAUUUUCGUGCAUUUAAAUGGUCAGAUCUUUUUCCUUUCAGAGUGGGAAACAUGAAGGAUUUUGAUAAGAAGCUUUCAAACAUGUGCAUAUUAUUUACUUUACAAUCCUUCAGAAAGUUGGUUCUUCAAGAAGGCGAAAAGAUGGUUCUUGUGUGGUUAGAUACACCAUAUAACCAAGCUGUUUAUGGAUUGGUAGAUAAAUUGGGAAGUUUAGUGGUGCGAUUGGUUUUUCUUCCAUUUGAAGAAAGUUCAUACACAACAUUUGCAAGGUCUGCCUCAGGAGAAUACCCAGAUAAAACCAGAAAGCUUGCUAUCUGCCUUUCAGAAGCACUCAAGUUAGUUGUGCUGAUUGGUCUUAUAUUUAUGGCAUUUGGUCCAAGUUAUUCUUAUGCACUCAUUAGAUUGCUAUAUGGUCAGAAAUGGAGUGAUGGGGAAGCCCCAACAGCUCUCCGGUAUUACUGCCUGUAUAUCAUUGUGCUGGCUAUGAAUGGUACUUCAGAAGCAUUCCUACAUGCCGUUGCAAAUGAGAGCCAGCUCAAGAAAUCGAAUGACUCAUUGCUUCUAUUCUCAUUUAUCUAUGUCAUGCUAAAUUUUCUGCUGAUCCGGUCAUCUGGAGUAGUUGGCUUGAUUUUUGCUAAUUCUAUAAAUAUGAUUUUGAGGAUAACAUACUCAGCCAUAUUCAUCAAAGGCUACUUCAAGAACCCUUCAUUCUCCUUCAACAGCUGCCUGCCGUCAGGAUGGAUAUUUUUAUUAUUGUCAGGGGUUCUGACUCUUAUUUCAGAGAGAUUAUUUUUGGACCAACAAAAAUUUUGGUCAACAUUUUCACUUCAUUUUUCGAUUGGUUUGGCUUGCUUCCUUGUGUCAUUAUGCAUCAUCUAUCGCCGUGAGAGAUCCUUUUUCAACAAAAUUGUUCGUUUCCGUCAACAUUCAGAUUGACAUGCAUUUUCUGGGAAGCUGAAUGUUAUUUUAGAUAUCAUUUAGAAAACUGAAGCUGUUUUUCUGUCUGCUUGGAUAUGGCAACGGGAAAUGUUUGUCAACUUAUUCAGAAGAUCCCCAAGAGUUGGAUUCGAAUCAGUUUUGGAGUUUUAGAAAGCCGAAGAGGAUAACAUCCAGAACAUAUUGAUGGCAGUAGGAGGACAAAUGAACACUGCUAAGCUUUCGUAACUUCCAGAAAUAACUCAGCAAGCUAGUUACUGAUCAGUAAUCUAUGAAUGUUAACUUUUCUAUAUUUUGCUCUCAAGUAACUAGAAUAUACAUGAUAUCUAGACAUAAGUACAUUAUAUCUUGUCAUCAAUUUUGCCAUCUGGACUCCUGUUUUUCCUUUUGCAAUUUGAUUCAGAUAUUUCUUUUCUGAAGAGAUCGUGAACUAAGAUGAGGCAUAUUACCUGAGUAUAUAUAUAUUUUUUAAAUAAGUGAGAUUGGUUGAGUUCAGACUAAA
Molecule: messenger RNA, 2293 nt
Organism: Cucumis sativus (cucumber)
Lineage: Eukaryota; Viridiplantae; Streptophyta; Magnoliopsida; Cucurbitales; Cucurbitaceae
Product: protein RFT1 homolog
Exons: 14
Coding region: 205-1791 (528 amino acids)
Biological process (GO): dolichol-linked oligosaccharide biosynthetic process; glycolipid translocation
Cellular component (GO): endoplasmic reticulum membrane
Source: RefSeq, a predicted model, not a curated record